Molecule: messenger RNA, 1866 nt
Organism: Diaporthe citri
Lineage: Eukaryota; Fungi; Ascomycota; Sordariomycetes; Diaporthales; Diaporthaceae
Exons: 7
Coding region: 1-1866 (621 amino acids)
Biological process (GO): regulation of transcription by RNA polymerase II; DNA-templated transcription
Cellular component (GO): chromatin
Molecular function (GO): zinc ion binding; RNA polymerase II cis-regulatory region sequence-specific DNA binding; DNA-binding transcription factor activity, RNA polymerase II-specific
Source: RefSeq, a predicted model, not a curated record
AUGCCAGCGGGCGCCGACACGCAGGUGCCUCCUCCAGCACUGUCGAGCAUCAAUGCAGCUCCUGUUGCACGUCCCAAGAGACGGGCUGGCCGACGGCCAAAGACCUUUCGUUGCACCUUCUGCUCCCAGGUCUUCGGCCGAGCCGAACACCUCCGCCGUCAUGAAAUGUCACAUAAGAGAGAAAAACCAUUCGCCUGUCCCGCUUGCUCGCUCACUUCUGGCCGCAAAGAUGUCAUCGUCCGCCACGUCAAAACGUUCCAUCCAGACGUAGAACCGCGAGCAAUCGAGUACUUUGCCAGCGAAGCAGCCUCGACCCCUUCAACCUCGGUGCAAGGGAUACCAUCGACGUCGAGUGAUCUCUCCGAUGCCUUCGGAGCUCGAUUACCGAUCGAGGGCGGGCAUGCCAUGACAGAUCAUGAGGUCGUGCAAGAGGACGAGCAACCGGAUGCGCAUAUGAUAGACCCUGAGUUACCCCCGACUUCGCCACCUCAAGACCACGUGUUGCCCUCUAAUGAGUGGGCUCUAGUUGACCUCCUCCAGUGCCUAAAUUCCGAGGGGCCACUGGCGUUUGAUUAUCUAGGGGAUUGGGUCUUCCCACUGUCGACGGCCCUGGAAACAAGGACCAGUGAUUACACCGAGGGGACGACCGCCGUCUCGACAGAUUAUCGGACCGCAGCAGACGAUGCAGAAGAGGCCUGUCUCGCCGGCGAUGGCGCCCUUGGGGUAUCCACUGCCAGCAUUGGCAUGUUCAAGGCCAGUGUCCGCGCUUUGGACGUCGAUCAGAGGGUAAUUGGCCUGCGUCUACCGUCCAAAUUUCGUGCAAUGCGCUACAUCCGUGCCUAUUUCGACUACUUCUCGCCCCAUGCACCCAUAUUGCCCAUGCAGACAUUUAGCAUGUGCACAGCACAUCCUAUCCUCGUUCUCGCCGUUUUGUCUUGUGGUGCAUUCCAUGUUCACGAACACGAUAACGGCGUUGCGCUUUACGACGCAGCCCUGCAAGUUUUGGAUCAAUCCGACAGCCGCGGCCUGUCCGGCGUGAAUCACUUGGACGUGAAUGUCUGGGAGCUCCAAGCACGCUUGAUCCUCUGCCAGCUUGGAGCUUUCAGUGGGAGCGCAACCAUGGAGCGAUCAUCCUAUGAGGCGUUUCCGAAAGCGAUUUUGAACAUGCAGCGAGCGAGCCGUCUGGUCCCGAAUCUCCCCCUGGAUUCGUGGGACCUCUGGAUACAUCGGGAGACUAUUAUCCGGUGCAUAUGCUACGGAAUUGUCUUGUCAGCAGUCCUGACCUCCCACGAUCCAGAGACUUUUUUCGUUUUCCAGACCCUUGAAGAAGACACACCCCUACCGGUCGACGAGGCUGACUGGACUGCGCCUGCAACGUCGUGGCGAGCACCACCUCAGCAGCUUCAUUCUACUUUCUCUACUGGACGUGCCCUCCUACGUGACGAGGAUAUCCCGGGUGUCAUCAGUUCUUUUGGUCUUCUGACACUCGUUGGAAUCCUCUUACGUCACGUCUGCGUGACCGAGUCGCUUAUGGUCUCUAUCAAGCUGGACAAGUCUGCAUACUCGGCACGUGGGUUCGAGGCAAGCUUGAAGAGAUGGGAAGAGAAGUGGCAGAGCCAUCCGCAUAGUAGCCGCCUUCCUAGUUCCAGCCAUGGUCCAUUGGCGGCAGAUGCGACUUGUCUCCUAAAUUCUGCCUACUACCACCUUCACGGCAGCCGUCAGCUGAGGCAAAUGAAACGAGCUUUGCUGUCAGGCUCCGCCGAUUCCUGGCCUAACGAUGACAGUGCUUUCGUCGAAUCCGCCCAAUUGCCCGGUCUCAACAGUAUUCUCGUUCGAGCCGCCAAGUCGCUUCGCCUUGGGCAGUAG